AUGGAAUGGGACCAACUGUUAGCUCCUCUAGUUUCCCAGCACAAUGGAAGCAAAGUUUUGGUAACUUCUCGACGGGAUACAUUUCCUUCUGCUCUUAACUGUGAAAAGGUGAUCCGUUUGGAAAGCAUGGAAGAUACUCAGUUCUUGGUACUCUUCAAAUACUAUGCCUUCACCGGAGCACAAAUCAGAGAUCUUCCCUUGCUUGAAAGGCUAGAAGAGAUUGCAGAGGAGAUAGUUAAAAGGCUUGGACAGUCUCCUUUGGCUGCAAAAGUUGUUGGUUCCCAGUUGAAAGGGAAAAUGAAUAUCUCUGCCUGGAAAGAGGCUCUGACUUUAAAGAUUGACAACUUAAGUGAGCCCAGAACAGCUCUGUUGUGGAGUUAUCAGAAGUUAGAUUCACGUCUGCAGAGGUGCUUUGUAUAUUGCAGCUUGUUUCCGAAAGGACACAAGUAUAAUAUUGAUGAGUUGGUUCACCUGCUGAUAGCUGAGGGGCUUGUUGAUCCAUGCAACCAGGACAAGAGAAUGGUAGAUGUUGGAAAGGAUUACCUCAAUGAGAUGGUUUCUGGGUCUUUCUUGCAACCAUUUUCUGAAAGAUUUCGGGCAACAUGCUACAUUAUGCAUGAUCUUCUUCAUGAUUUGGCAGAGUCGCUCUCUAAAGAAGACUGCUUCAGAUUAGAACAUGACAAGGUGACAGAAAUACCAUGCACCGUUCGUCAUCUGUCUGUUCGUGUUGAGAGUAUGAAACAACAUCAGCGCAGUAUCUGCAAGCUACAUCAUUUACGCACUGUUAUCUGCAUUGACCCACUUACAGAUGAUAUGAGUGAUCUUUUCCAUCAGGUACUGCAAAACUUGAAGAAGUUACGUGUACUCUAUUUGUGCUUCUACAAUAGUAACAAGCUGCCUGAAUCUGUUGGUGAGCUGAAGCACCUUCGGUAUUUAAACCUCAUUAGAACUUCCAUUGCCGAAUUGCCUCGAUCAUUAUGUGCUCUUUACCACCUACAGUUACUUCUGUUAAACCAUAAAGUUAAGAGUUUGCCUCACAAACUAUGGAAAUUAAGCAAGUUACGGCAUCUUGAAGGGUAUCAAGAUCUGGGAUACAGGAUGUAUGAAGUAGCUCUGCCUCAAAUCCCUUAUAUAGGCAAGCUAACUUUGCUCCAGCAUUUUAAAGAAUUUUGUGUGCAAAAACAGAAGGGAUGUGAGUUGCGGCAGCUCAGAGACAUGAAAGAGCUUGGUGGCAGUUUAAGAGUCAGAAAUCUCGAGAAUGUUACUGGAAAGGAUGAAGCCUUAGAGUCGAAGCUAUAUCAGAAAAGUCAUAUUGGAAGCUUGAAUCUUGUCUGGGGUUGCAAUAAUAGCAUGAAUGCAGAUGAUAGUUUACAGUUGGAGAUUCUAGAAGGCUUGAUGCCACCGCCUCAACUGAAAGGCCUGAAAAUCAAGGGUUACAAAUCUGACAUGUAUCCAAGUUGGCUACUUGAGGGUUUGCAUUUUGAGAAUUUGGAAUCUUUUAAGCUCGUCAAUUGCAGUGCGUUAGAAGGCCUGCCACUCAAUACUGAGCUCUUCAGGCAUUGCUCUGAACUGAAGCUCAAGAAUGUCUGGUCUCUGAAAACAUUAUCUUAUCUUCCAGCCGCCCUCAUGCACUUAACAAUUAGCAGUUGCCCACUGCUUAUGUUUAUUGCCAGUGAUGAGCUAGAACAGCAUGAUCAGAUGGAGAACAUCAUGAGAACAGACUACUUGGCAUCACAACUUGCUUCAUUGUGGGAAGUGGAUUCCAGAUCGCAUAUUAAGAGAGCAUUAUCGUCAGAACAUUCAUCUCUGAAGCAAAUGAUGACAUUAAUGGAUGCUGACAUGUCACAUCUUCAAACCAUUGCAAAUGCUGUAGAAAGAGAGACUGGUGAGUUAAUGCUGAAAGAUGAUAUCAUCAAGGCAUGGAUAUGUUGCCACGAGCAGAGGCUGAGAUUCAUUUAUGGAAGAAGCAUCAGCUUGCCCUUGGUUCCACCGUCUGGUCUUUGUCAACUUCAUCUUUCUUCAUGCAGUAUUACGGAUGGGGCAUUAGCUGUUUGCCUUGACGGUCUCACGUCACUGAGACGUUUGUCCUUGAUGGAGAUCAUGACUUUAACUACAUUUCCAUCGCAAGUGGUUCUUCAACAUUUGACAAAGCUCAACGACCUUUACAUUUCAUCCUGCUGGUGUUUCAGAUCAUUAGGGGGGUUACGAGCUGCUACCUCUCUUUCAGAUUUUCAAUUGUUUGACUGCCCUUCUUUAGACUUGGCACAUGGAGCAAAUUUUAUGCCAUUAUCUCUUGAGAAGCUCCGUAUACAGCGGUGCAUGGUUACAACUAAUUUCUUCAGUAGUGACUUGCCAUUCCUGCUGCAUCUUUCCAUGUUUGGGUGCAGAAGCUCUGCAUCCUUGUCGAUUGGUCACCUGACCUCCCUUGAAUCACUAUCACUAGGAGGUAUCCCUGAUCUGUGCUUUCUUGAAGGACUGUCUUCCCUGCAACUUCGCCAUGUACAUUUGACAGACGUCCCAAAGCUUGACGCGAAGUGCAUUUCACAAUUCCGGGUCCAAAAAUCACUAUAUGUUAGCAGCCUUGCGAUGCUCAACCACAUGCUCUCGGCUGAAGGUUUUACAGUUCCACCAUUUCUGUCUUUCCAAGGAUGCAAGGAGUCAUCCGUUUCAUUUGAAGAAUCAACAGAUUUCAGAUCUGUCAAGUGCCUGAGGUUAAGUUAUUGCGAAAUGAGUUCCCUGCCAAGAAAUCUGAAGUGCUUCUCCAACUUGACAAAACUGGAAAUCCACAUGUGUCCCAAUAUAUCAUCUUUACCAGAUCUGCCAUCCUCCCUCCAGCACAUAGUCUUGUGGAACUCUAAAGUCUUGCAGAAGAACUGCAGAGCACCUGAUGGAGCAAGUUGGCCAAAGAUUGAGCAUAUCCGCUGGAAGGAAUUCACAGAAUUUCCAGAUUCAUAA
Molecule: messenger RNA, 2955 nt
Organism: Triticum turgidum subsp. durum (durum wheat)
Lineage: Eukaryota; Viridiplantae; Streptophyta; Magnoliopsida; Poales; Poaceae
Source: the annotation of a GenBank genome assembly